Dentiscutata heterogama is the source of this 261-nucleotide messenger RNA. Lineage: Eukaryota; Fungi; Glomeromycota; Glomeromycetes; Diversisporales; Gigasporaceae. The record is from the annotation of a GenBank genome assembly.
CUUUUCCUCAAACACAGAUUUUGGAAAAUGGAAAAACCAGUCAUUUACUCCGAUACUUUGGUGGUGAUUAUUUAACAGGAUUACCGACCCGUGAUAAUAUAGUUGCAGAAAAUGAUGAGGGUUUGUCUGCAAUUCUCAAUAAUGCUUUGACUAGACGAGAGGAUAUCCCUUUUAUGGCCGUCAAUUUUGAGGCACAACUUGCCUCAUUAGGAAAGAAAAAAGAAUGCCUUGGAAAAAUGAUAAGUUCAAUUAAAGAAAAAG